AAUGUGACAAAAGUGACAGGGAGUGAAGGCACAUAUGCUGGCCCUCUCGGUCUGUACUUGAACCCCUGUCUCAGCGCACUCAUCGUUUCAGGUUUACUGGCCUCUCUUCUUCUUCUUCUUCUUCUUCUUCUUCUUCUCCUCCCGCUCGCGUAUUGCCGACUGCGCACGCUGAUCCGCCGAUUGGCCAGCACAUCGUUUUCUUCGAACGCAGCGGCGUCCUUCCCGUUUCUGUGCCACGGCUGCCAGUCACGGUGGCGUUGUGCCCAGAGCCAAUCUCGAUCAAAAACGUUCAGAGAGACAGAAAACAACGUGGGAUGUUUUCGCUAUCGUGAUGGCAGUCUGAGGACGCCGCGGGCGCCUGGUGUUUUGCUGCAGCGGGCGCGGCUUUAGGACCGGGGAGACACCCGGAGGAGAGGCGAGGAGAGGAGAGCCGCCGCUUUGCAGCGGAGUGUGAAGAGCCCCUCUAUCCCAGUUCGGAUUCCUCCGUGUGCAGUCACUUCUCCUUCUGUUUCCACUGGUCGUGUUUUGGGACUUUCUCACUCGGAUCCCGUCUCUCCUUUAUUAUCAUCUACCUGACACUUUCAUCGGCGCGGCUGCGUCUCGCGGUCAUUUUCACUUCGGGCACUGGAGGAUUUCUGUCGGACAGAAGGGACUUGGAUGGCACAACUCAAAUAACGGAGUGUGGGCGAUGCGGCUGCCAGAGAAGUCGAGCUAGCAGCGGACGGCAGCCCACAAAUCUGCUCCCUGUUCGCCCGAGGAGAGCGCGAGGAGUGAAGAAAGUCGCUCCCUAAUGAACCCAAGUGGAACCCUAUGAGCAACCAGAGAGGGGGUCAGAAGGAUGGAGGGCUUCAUGGACCAGAACAGCAUUUCUGUUCCCAAAAGUGACGCAGAAGCUGGACGGAGGAAUGGCCUCAUCAACACUCGAAACUUAAUGGUGGAAACGAAAGAUGGCCUGGUGUCGGUGUACUCCGCCCCACAGUACCAGGGGCGCGUGGUGGUCAACGUGUCCCCAAAGAGCUCGGUGGACAGCGGUGUCAAGCACCCGUCCCCACAGCUCCUGAACCCGAGCACGCUGCCUCAAACGAUGGACUCCCGCUAUCGGCCCAACAUCAUCCUCUACUCGGAGAACAUGCUGAAGACCUGGAGCGAGGGCGUGAGCGCCGACUGCUGUGAAACGACUUUCAUCGAGGACAUCUCACCUACCAAAGAAGCCUUAGGGUUCCCCGAGGGCAGAUUUAUUGAACUUUCAGGGGACGACGCCAAGAUACAGACGCUCUCCUAUGACAUCGAUGAGGAGGAUGAGUUCCAGGAGCUGGAGAGCGACUAUUCCAGUGACACUGAGAGUGAAGAUAAUUUUCUUAUGAUGCCCCCAAGGGACCACCUGGGCCUCAGCGUAUUUUCGAUGCUCUGCUGUUUCUGGCCAUUAGGAAUUGCUGCCUUUUACCUGUCCCAUGAGACAAACAAGGCGGUGGCCAAAGGCGAUUUCCACCAGGCGAGCUCCAGCUCCAGAAGGGCCCUUUUCCUGGCUGUCCUUUCCAUCACCAUCGGGACGGGGAUUUACGUCGGGGUGGCCGUGGCUCUCAUCGCCUACCUUUCAAAGAACAAUCACUUAUAACGAUCAACUAUUCUGAAAAAAAAAAUGAAAUAUUGAAAAAAUGUUGUAGGCACCUAAAGGGCGGCACGGAGUGAGAGGUGCCAUUGGUGUCACCGCGACAUGAGGUGGGCAUACGGUGGGAAGACUCUGCUAGAGGAGCUCGGCACUGCAUUGUUUUUGGAUUCCUUUGCUACGCUUUCUAAUAUUUAAGCUUCAUGAAGCACUGAAUCGCCCCCUUGUGCCAGCCUCACGCCGCCGGGGUGCCAGGAGGUGAAGAGGACAUAAAGCGCCAUGCGCAGCUCCUUGGUGGACAUUUUCGAAACGCGGGCCCUCGUCAUCUGCUGCACACGUCCCGUCUGCCACCUAUCAGCCCGUUUCGAGGGUCUCUUGUCUGCACCCCUUCAUGUUCUGCAUGAAUACUCAGCUGCUCCGCUCCACCCACAGUGACCCACCUCUGCCACCUUCGUACCCAAAUCCCAGGCUGCAGCGGAGGGGGCGGAGUCUCUCUGCCUCUGGAGGAGAUGAGAACUGAUAAAGAAAACGCCUGGUGGUAGCGGGCACGGCGGGCACGACUGGACUGUCAUGCAGCGGCCAACCAAAUGACAUAAACGCACGUGAAGCAGGUGCAUGUGAACAUCCAGCUGAGCACUGUGUACUGUAAAUAAAGGACAUGCCACACUGCGACCCCUCUGUGUUAACGGCAUGGGUGGGCUAACCAGGGGGGGUCAGAAAAAAAAGAAAACGACAUUGCAAUACCAACGACUGGCCCUUCACCCAACUGACUGGGGGCACAGGGCGCUGUUUCCACACUGGGGUGCACAGUCAGGAUGAGCUCAGGAAGUUCCACUUUGGUGGCUUUUAAAGCGCCUUUCAUAACGUUGAUGGGGUGUCAUGUCUUGGAUGGGGUACAAGAGCAAGGGGUCCGAAGCACUUUCAUUUGAUACACAGUAAAAUAAAAACUCCAAUUCAAACACACCCACACACACAUUAUGUAAUAUAUAUUGUGGCCACUAGGGGCGUCACUGACCCCCAAAACUUAUACAAAGAUACAAAGACUCAGAGCCCAAUAAAAACAGAACUUUGUGUUGGUCUUUAACCCCCCCAGUGCCACUCGGGCUUGGCAUUCCAAGUAAAAACUUAACCCUGUUAAACUGGAAUAACACACCAUAAACAGGAAACGUAUUUAAAUAAUGCAGACCUUUUGAACUGACGCUCCGCCUCUCCUCCUCUUUUCAUUGGUCAAGAGUCUUGUCUUCAGUUCUAAACCUCAAUUUUAUUCAUUUUUUCUCUUCAAUAAAAAUGUGUUCACAAACACAAGGAACGUCCAGCAGGCCUCAGUGUGAGGACGAGUCCCCCAAAGCGUUUCACUUCAGCCGUUCCCGUUGCCUGCCCACCGUGUGUUACGUGUGCUGCUGUUGCCCCCCCAGUGGGUCCAGUGGGUUCAAACACUUUUCAUCCCAUCUCUAAACUGGACCCUUUAUCCUUGUCUGAGAGCAUCAGUCCAUCUAUCCAUCCAUUUUUCUUUCCGAUGCAGGGUUGUGGAAAGCUGGAGCCUGACCCAGCAAGCGGCGGGCACAAGGCAGGAACAAUACCUGGACAGGGCACCAACCCACCUACCUGCCAGGCCUUUGGACUGAGGGAGGAAACCAAAGCAAAGCCACAUGGAGAUCCUACAAACUCCACACACUGGGAGCACCCAGGAAUUGAAUGCCCAUCUCCCUGUUGCCACCGUGCCACCCUGCCUUUUUUUAAACAAGCCAUACACGAGCAGGUCUUUAGUGUGGAAUAUUAUCCCGUUUGUAUCACAAGUUAGAUUUCCAUUAACUGUACUGUCGUGCCAGUCUGCCACUUUCAGGCCUGGCAUCAGAGAUGUCUUCCUGUCUACCUACAGUAUGCCAGUCCCCUAGUUAGUGAGGAUGAGUAAGGGAGUGUGCAUGAAAAGAGAGAGGCGUCUGUGUGAAACUCACAAGGCUGCCAGCAGCAAAGUGGCACUCAUCUGCUACUGCGUCUUCCCCCCUAAAAGGCUGACUGGCACACUUUGUUUUAUUUGCUUUGGUAUUUCACCAACCUCAUCGAUUUUGUUUAAAUCUGAGCAGAAGGCCGCCAACGUCUUUCCGCAGCUCAGUGGGCAGAAGAUGAAAUGUGGGCCGACU
This is a messenger RNA of Polypterus senegalus (gray bichir), 3747 nucleotides long. Its product is annotated as synapse differentiation-inducing gene protein 1. Bases 839 to 1615 code for a protein of 258 amino acids. Lineage: Eukaryota; Metazoa; Chordata; Cladistia; Polypteriformes; Polypteridae. Gene Ontology annotation, cellular component: postsynaptic density membrane; excitatory synapse; synaptic vesicle membrane. Gene Ontology annotation, biological process: positive regulation of synapse assembly; synaptic vesicle clustering. The transcript has 4 exons. The record is from RefSeq and is a predicted model, not a curated record.